This is a messenger RNA of Dicrocoelium dendriticum, 1012 nucleotides long. The record is from the annotation of a GenBank genome assembly. NCBI's taxonomy places the organism in Eukaryota, Metazoa, Platyhelminthes, Trematoda, Plagiorchiida, Dicrocoeliidae.
CAGCAACAAGCUUUUGACUUUCGUCUUCACACUGACUCUUUGAUUUCUGCAUCGCUCUGAUAUCCUGGCAGGGUAGAUAUUGUGACGGAUACUAAACUUCUGGAAGAACUGGUCACAGGAAACAUUCGUCUCCCUUCGGCGCUUACUGGACCGGCCCGGCCUGCCCGACGAAUCGCGCAAAGCUUUUCAUGCCCGGUAUCAAAGGCAGUGGAAAAACGUAGAAACCUACGCUCGCGAACUGCGGAGGAUGGCAGUAACUGCCUAUGCAGACGAAAUGCAAGACCAACAGGACAAGCGCAUUUUAAAGCAGUUGCUCGAAGGCAUCCAAACUCCCUAGGUAAAAGGGAGUUUCGUUUACGACGCCCUACUUGUCUUCAGGCAGCCUUAGAAGUGUCAGACCAAUUGGAACAAGUGGACGCGUCCAUGGGCCCUGUGGAACCAUGUUGUGCGCUGAAGGGAUGCAGUCACGCUAGCUUCAAGCCACCAGAACGGAGGAAUUGGAAUCGCGUUCCGUAUCGAUGGGGUUACUCGCGACCUCCAGUACAAUCGGACUUCCGAAGGCCCCGUCCUCCUCCACCCAGAAGAGGAAAUUUCCCGCCAAUCCAUGGCAGCCGAAAUCUUCAAGGUCUUUUUCGUCUUUUGGCAGAUUUUGAGGACAAACACGCAUGUGCUGUUUGCACUUUUGCUUUCUGUCCUGCCCGAGGAGCACCCGUGAGCUUGUUCACAGGCCGCACAUGUGGGCACAUUGUGCCUCCCAGGGGCCCAUUGGACUUUGGAUGGGAUCCUGUGUUCCAACCAAUUGGGUUCGAGAUGACUUACGCCGAGAUGGAAAAGGAGACCAAAAAUUCCAUUUCACAUCGACACAAAGCCCUUAUGAUGGUUAAGCGCCAUUUCGAAGAGAUUAUGUAAAGAAGUAUUAAACUCACUUGGUAAUGUAUAUGAUUUUAUUCCUGGCUUACUACCGGUAUGGAUUUUGACUCUCGUAUUCAAAAUACAGUCUGUAUUGAUCUUA